AUGUCUAACUACACGGUGAAAUAUUACUUGGAGAAGGGUGCGGAUCGAGAUAAGUUGGUCGUGGGAAUCCCCACGUACGGAAGGAGUUACACUCUGGUGAACCCCACGGCGAACACCCUCGGAUCACCCGCGCAGGGCCCCGGGGAAGCUGGCAAGUACACCAAGGAAAAGGGUUACCUCGCCUUCUACGAGGAUAUUUAA
Molecule: messenger RNA, 201 nt
Organism: Darwinula stevensoni
Lineage: Eukaryota; Metazoa; Arthropoda; Ostracoda; Podocopida; Darwinulidae
Source: the annotation of a GenBank genome assembly